CCGGUCCCUGGCGCACCGUGCCACGAGGAGUGGGAGAGGCGGGGCUGAAAUUAGGCACAGCAGCAUGAGAUCCGAGGCGAUCGUCGGCCAUGAACUGAACUCUCGUCCACUCUUCACGCGACGCUCGCAGGGACGGGCGGAUAGCGAUGAAAAGCACCUCCGUUUUCCAUACAGUCUCCGGGCUGCAGCACGAGGACGAGGACGAGGAAGAGGAAGAGGAAGAAGGUGAUGAUGGCCCACAAGGGCACUACUGGCAGCCUCGCACCCGAGGGCGAGCUUGUCCGUCGAUCGCGUGCAUCCGAAGGCGCGCACGGGAACGCGGGCGAUGGCGGAAGGGAAAGCCAGCCACGAGAGACAGCGAGUGGCGUGGUGGCCUGGCGAGGCUCGUCGGGCACGGGACGAAUUCGUACGCUCCAUACGUUUGUCAUCCGUUCCCAUGUCGGCGUCGUCUUUUGUUGUUCUCCUGAGCUCAGUGCGCGCGUCAGUUACCCGGUGACCGGCGGGCGAGCGCACCGGCUGAUCGAUGCUGCGGACACCGGAUGAGGUUUGGACCCCGCGCUGUGAACCGAUCGGGCGGAUCGUCUCGUUCAGCGCGGAGCGUGCGUUCGUCGAUGGUCGUCCGCCUCGCCUCGUCUCGUCCUUUGACGAUGGGGGGCUGCGGAGCGAAGGACGACGAGGACGAGAAGAAGCAGCAGCAGCUGCAGCGGAAGCUGUGUAAUCGGAGCAGGUGGUGGUUGGUGGAUCGUCGUUGGUCCGUAGUCCCGCGCUGCGACGAGUAGGACCGGGACCGUGGCGACGACGGUGUAGCAGUAGCGCAAGCCGAGGAAUCACGGAGCGCAGCUAGCGACGAGGGCUGCGAUUGUCGAGCGGAAUACUCGCGAUACAGAACAUUUGCGGAGUGGUCGGGAAGGGAAGUGGGGAUUCGCUUCGAGUUUCGAGCUGGGGAAGGGAGGGAAAGAGAAGGGAAGGGAACGGAGCCUUUGGAGAGGAGAGGAGAGGGACCGGGAGGUUCAGCGAGCGAGCUCGUGGGUGGCGCACGCAUGAUUGGACGGAAGACGUGUUGGGAGGAAUACAUGGUCGGACAAUCUGAAUCGAAAUUGUCGAUGAAGCAGAGAGACGGUUUGUUCUUGCCAUGUACUUUUUCCAAAUCUUCAGAUUCGACCUCCACUCCUCCGGCCAUUCGGUAGUCGGCGGGCGUCCCCACUCCAAUCCUGAUUGAUGCCGCGAGGUCACAGCUUGUAGAUUCGAGCGGAAAUGGGUCCGUCUUCGACCUUUUUGUGCUCGCAGGAAUCCUCUGUCAUCCGUGGAGGCACUAAGGGGUUUCUUGUAGGAAAGCCUGCGUCUUGGAAAGCUCAGCGCGUCCCCGGUACGGCAAUCAAGAGAAACCAGUGUGAUUUAUCGUCUGCUUCAAAUUGGUCUCGCCGUCAAGACUCCGUUAUUAAAUUUAAGAGUUGCUCGUCUUCGAUCAUAUCUUCGUCUCGGUGGCGAGCAAUUAGUAGAGUGCAACAGGGUAGCAUUAAAAGUCAUGAGAUACAGGUCGUGUACAGAAGAGGUUAUAGAAGAGCAUUUUGCUCUGGAUGUCACUGGCUCCGUGGUGACAAUGAGGAUGAAAUCUUCAGUGGUCGACCCCGGAUGAAUCGGGCUUCUUCUUCUAGAAAGAAAUUGAGGUGCUUAGCCUAUGACGGAGAUUCAGGGGAGCCUCCGUCUGUGGACUGGACGGCUUUAGCUUCGAUCGAGCAAGCAAUUCAAUUUCAGGCAAGGGAAGAGAGUCGGCUGUUCUGGUUUGGACCACCCACGGGCGAUCUGGCGGAAAUCGAAGCCUUUUGUCGGCUUCAUAGGCAUGCCGAAAGUCUGCACACAACCGUGAUGGAUGCUCUUCGUAGCUACAGCGCCAUAGCAAGCUCUGACGUUGGGGCAGGUCCUGAUAGAGGGGAUGUGUCUCUAGUCGAAGAAAACGUCGCAGCAGGUCUAGCGCACAUAAUGUCUCUGCUUCAUAUACGCAAGACAGACCUAUUAUGCUCGACGAGUGUGGGCAGGCCGCAAGAGGAGGCUCCAUUAGAUGAACCGCCUCCAUUCGCAAAGUUUAGAUCAGAGGUGAGAGAAUGCUGCAGACCAUUAGAAACAGCCUUAGAAAGCUUGUUGCCAGCUGACAGCGUACAGCGUCUGGCUGUUAGAAGAAGCAUGUUGAAGCUUAAAAACGCCUGCUUAGACUCUGGGUUUAUGAGACCGGACGGGCUUCCCAAGCACGCGGACAUUCCGAAUCUCGCUGUAGUGAGAUUAAGACCGUCAAAGAAUGCGAGAGCGUUGCACAAGGAUGAAGAUGUGGCUUUUUGGCGCGGUGGUCAAGUUACGGAGGAGGGUUUAGAGUGGCUUUUAACCAAGGGCUUUAAGACGAUCGUUGAUAUGAGAGAAGAAUCAGCCCAACCCAUUGCUCAGAGUGCAAUAGAAAAUGCAGUCGCUUCAGGUAAAAUAAGUGUAAUGAGGCUACCCGUAGAGAGGGGAGAACACCCAACCAAAGAGCAAGUAGAGGAAUUUGCUGGGUUGGUCGCUGAUGCCAAGAACAAACCUCUCUAUUUGCAUACACGGGCUGGAGUAGGACGAGCUUCUGCCAUGGUUUCGUGUUGGCGGGAGCAUGUUCUUCGGGAAAAGGCAAGGGAACGUAGGGAAAAGAAGGUCCUUACAAAUGGUACCGCGGUGAACAGAGCCGAGACAGUGAAAGAGAAUGAGCUGGAGAAAGAGAAGGCGGUCGAUUUAACAUUUGAGGUCCGCGCGAAGGAGAGAGAUGCGGUCGAGUCAAGCACGGGCACGAACAUGAACGGACAAGUCAACGCCAUGCUGGGAUCCCAGGUCAAAGACGUGCCAGAGGUUUCGGCGUCGAAUCAAAUUGUUGUCAAAGACUCGUCUAGCAGCGAAGUAAGAUCAGUAAAUGGCAAAGCUGCAACUACUCCCCGAGAUGCUCAGGUCGAGGAAAUGCCAGCUUUUGUGCUCAAGAACGCGUUUGAAGCUCAAAGACCACCAAGUGCGUUGUCAAGACCAGCCUUGUCACGGUUUAUGAAGCAGAAGAAGAACACAUCAAUGUUUCUGUCUGGUAGAGAAAAGGCAGCUUCCAAGAGCUCAUACGCAGACGGUCGGGAGACCUUAGACAUGUUUGGAAAUCUUGCCGGACCUGCUGGGAGGUGGGGUCUUGCGAGUCCGGGUAUUCCAAGAGCUGAAAAUAAGGCAUUCGCAGAAGCAAAAGAAGCCAAAGAAGCCGAAGAGAAGUCUGCGCUUGGUACUAGCACCAGAGAUGAAACAGCUGUCGUUGGCGGAGAAAAGCAGAAUGGCUACGCCAAAGCCGACAAGGUGUAUGAACGUGAGGAUGGAAGGGAUGCCAAAAAUGAUCAAGAGCAAAAUGACGAGGAGACUGAACAGCCUUCUACUGAAACGAAAGGUCGUAACGGUGCACUCUUCCAACUUCAUAGUGAUCAAGUUAUUCCCGAAGAAGGGGAGGAACCGGUUGUCGUGGAAGGUGAUAUGUGUGCGUCAACAACUGGGGUGGUACGGCUGCAAUCAAGGAAAAAGGCUGAGAUGUUUUUAGUCCGCACGGAUGGAUACUCGUGCACGCGAGAACGUGUGAAGGAAUCGACAUUGGCCUUCACUCACCCUAGCACCCAGCAACAAAUGCUUAUGUGGAAAACUCCUCCGAGGACCUGCCUAAUCUUGAAAAAGCUGGGUGACGAGCUUUUACCAGCUUUUCAGCAGGUGGCAUCGUUUCUUCAUCAUCAAGAAGGCAUGAAUGUCGUCGUGGAACCUGAAGUUCACGAUCGUCUCGCGAGGUUACCUGGCUAUGGUUUCGUGCAAACCUUCUACAGUCGCGAUACAAGUGAACUUCAUGAGAGGGUGGAUUUCGUCGUGUGCCUGGGAGGAGAUGGUGUAAUCUUGCACGCUUCAAAUUUGUUUCGAAGCGCUGUGCCACCUGUGGUCUCCUUCAACCUUGGUUCACUAGGCUUUUUGACUGCUCACCCUUUCAAGGAAUUUAAAGAAGACUUACGAGCCAUCAUCCAUGGCCACAGUGAAAUGAUGACUGGAGUAUAUAUCACGUUAAGGAUGCGUUUGCGUUGUGAACUUUACCGAAACGGGAAGGCAAUCCCAGGAAAAGUCUUUGAUGUGCUAAACGAGGUUGUCGUUGAUAGGGGAUCCAACCCUUAUCUUAGUAAAAUUGAGUGCUACGAGCGGAACCGCCUCAUAACGAAGGUACAAGCAGAUGGAGUCAUUGUAGCCACACCGACUGGAAGCACGGCCUAUUCGACAGCUGCAGGAGGAUCCAUGGUGCACCCGAAUGUUCCGUGUAUGCUCUUCACUCCGAUUUGUCCACAUUCACUAUCCUUCCGCCCGGUUAUUUUGCCAGACUCGGCUCUGCUAGAAUUGAAGGUGCCCAGAGAUGCUCGAAAUAAUGCUUGGGUUUGUUUCGAUGGGAAGAAACGGCAACAAUUGUCCAAAGGUGAUUCUGUUCGAAUUUGCAUGAGCGAGCAUCCUCUUCCGACUGUCAACAAAAACGAUCAGACCGAUGACUGGUUCCAGAGCCUUGUACGGUGUCUCAACUGGAACGAGCGGUUGGAGCAAAGACCGCUGAAUACACCGUCUUGAUCACACACCCUUUGUAAGAAAAAUAUUCUCCUCGGAAGAUGCAUUCGAAUUUAUAUGGUCACAAUUUGAGGCACGGUGUAUAACAGCAGUAUUUUCAGUCUAUGUUAUUAGUGACGAGUAGAGGCGUAAAUUUGCAGUGAGAUGAGAGUUUUGCAACCGAGUCUCCACCGACGGCUUUACGCUACAGUUGGACUACGACAGUUCAGUCGCGUGUAUACUAUCUGGAGCCUUUUAGUGUUAUAUCAUCUAUUAAUUGAAUGCAUCGCCUCGACGGCCUUGCAAAGCAUCUCAUUCUUUUGUGAAGGCCAUAAAUUAUGGCAUAUAUACUACAGGAAUCGCUGUUUGGAGAUGGUGUAAAAUACCUGUCAUGAUUGUAACAUCUCCUGUUACCCUUUGCUAGUAUAACGAGAGCUGAGGUUAGUGAGCCCUUCAGUCUGGCUGGGUCUUCAGUGUCCACAUAUAAUCGAACCGAAGCAGAAGCUCUUAUUAGAGCAUUCAAUGUAACGCCAUUUGUUACGGCUUGUACCAAGAGAAAUGUAUCAAGGCUCUUGAUUUUUGUCCUGAACAGGCCGAUUCCAUUUCCUUCCGCUCUUCGUCGUUUCUGCUUGGUGAACCAGGUGUCGAUUGCGGACUUUUUUGAACCACUGGAG
Molecule: messenger RNA, 5276 nt
Organism: Marchantia polymorpha subsp. ruderalis
Lineage: Eukaryota; Viridiplantae; Streptophyta; Marchantiopsida; Marchantiales; Marchantiaceae
Source: the annotation of a GenBank genome assembly